Molecule: messenger RNA, 1109 nt
Organism: Culex pipiens pallens (northern house mosquito)
Lineage: Eukaryota; Metazoa; Arthropoda; Insecta; Diptera; Culicidae
Product: glutathione S-transferase D5-like
Exons: 3
Coding region: 553-1107 (184 amino acids)
Biological process (GO): glutathione metabolic process
Molecular function (GO): glutathione transferase activity
Source: RefSeq, a predicted model, not a curated record
UCCAGGCUCUCUAAUUGAAAUGGGAUCGAAGAAGGCGACGAUGACGCAUGCCCCCUGGUUCGAAGGGGCCAAAAUUGAAGAUGUUGUUUUGAUUGAUCGCGCCUCGUCAUAGGUUGCUUUGAGUGGCGAGAGAUUGAACUUAAGUUGGACAAUUUUCUUGGGGACAAUUUUUGUUCUGAGAAUGACAAAAAGGUAUGAGUUGCGAACUUUUGACUUGAAUUCGCCCUAUACUUUAGUUUGUGUAAAAAUGAUUUCUAAGUCAACUAAAGCGAUAUAAGAGCUGAAAUUUAAGUGCGAAAUACCGGUGAAGAUGAUAUGGAUGAUGGAUCAUAUCAAUAUAAUGAGCUAUCUAUGAGGGAAUAGUGCGCUGAUUAAACCACCACAGACAAGAGGAGUCAACCUGACACUCUUUAUAAUGCCAAAUGUAUGGAAAUACAUGUUUUCCGCCAUUUUCAGUGCGAUUUUCAUCAACGUAAUUGCUGUCUUUUUGGCGCGUAUAAAAACCACGUGGCUACUUAGGUUCACCUCAGUAUCCAUGAGAAAGUCGUGAAAAUGGACCUUUACUACCACAUAAUCCCGCCCCCGAGUCGAGCAGUUUUAGUGUUGGCCGAUUUGCUGAAUCUGGAGUUCAACCUGACUUCCAUCGAUACCCGCGAUGAGCAAGAGUUGGCCGUUUUGACUAAGGUCAAUCCGCUGCAGUCGCUGCCAACGCUGAUUGAUGGCGACAUCGUAGUAGGCGAACCGCACGCCGUGCUGCUCCACCUUACGAUCCGGUUCGACUCGGGCGGGACGCUCUAUCCGGCGGAACUGCGCGUCCGGUCCAGCAUUCACCAGUGUCUGUUUUUCGACACCAAUCACGGUUGGGGCGGACAAGCUGACACGGCGUGGUACAAAGGGUCAUUGUAUUGUCACUUUACGCUGGCGGAUCUCUGCUUGGCGCACACGAUCUCGGCGCUGGAUGUGAUCAAGGUUUUGCUCGAUCCAAAGUAUCCGAACGUAGCUCGGUGGUUCGAGAAGGUUCGCGGGGAGAUGCCAAAGUUUGACGAGCUGCAGGGUCGUGCCGAGGAGACACUGCGGGCGUUCCUGGCACGACAGAGUCAGGCUUGAAU